UCUCAAUAUACGUUUAUUGUAAAGGAGAAUGCAGAUGUCGUCAUUUCCUGCUGAUUUGUGGUGCUAUACUUGCUUCUGGUGGAGUGCUUAUGUCAUCUACUAUUUCUAACAAUGCUCAACUUGCUUUCUACCUCACAUUAUCUGGUGUCGGUAACAACAUUCUCCGUUCCGCAAUUGUUCUCACACUCGCCUCACAAACUAGAAAUGAUUUCAAAAUUUUCUACGGUAUUGGCAAAUCUGGUUACGGUUUGGGAAUGGCCAUAGUGCCUAUCAUCACCAACUAUCUCAUGGAAAUAUAUGGUUGGCGAGGAUCACUAAUGCUUUUUGGAGGGUUCAUGUCUCAUCUCAUACCAUUCGCGAUGUUAGCAGAUACUAGUUUAGAGAGGAAGGAAGAUAAACAUUCCAUAGAUCAAAAAGAUACCAGAACUAUUCACUCGACGCAAACUAAAAACUGCCAGAUUUCUCGAUCUGAUGAGCCUCGAGACGAAUGCUAUCUAUCUAGAAGUGAUGUGGGAGGUACCAAAGAUAAAGAACUACAAUCUUCAUCGGACUCUGAGAUCAAUGAUAAGCAAGUGCUCACGCGAUGUCAUGCUCUUUUGGAAAAGAAUGUACAUGCUAUUAAAGAAUCUGUCUUUUACCAAGACCCCUGGCUAACUGUCUUAGUUGUUACUUUGGGUCUAUUCGGGGUAAUAGAUGGUGCAUGGCAUGCAUUUUUGAUUCCCCGCGCCAUGGGUAGAGGUAUACCAACUUCAAAGGCACUUAUCCUUGCAUACUCCGCAGGAGCCGGUUGUUUUAUUGGCCGUUGUAUUAGUGGUGCUCUCCCUAAUACCAAGCACUUUGGUCAGCUUGAAUGGUUUAUUUCUUUGCUAUUGUUAAAUUGCUCAUCUAUUCUUGUCGACGUCCUCGUCUUAAAUUUUAACCUCAUGAUAGUGACAUCUUUUAUUACAGCAAUGUGUAUUGCUGAACUUAGUAUUUUGAAAGUCACCCUAUGUCAAGAAAGAUGUCCGCCUGAUGCCUUUUCUGUUGCCCUAGCAAUUGGUGAAAUCAUCUUAGGAACAUCGCAGCUGUUAGGCACAUCAAUCGCAGGAUAUCUUGCUUAUGCAUUUGCUGACUUCAACGCAUCUUUUAUCUACCUGUUGGUUGUCGAAACAUGCAUAUUCAUUGUGAUGGUCAUUUUAAGAUGCACGAAGCAGCGGACUGAGAAUACAGCAAAAGAAAGGCAAUUGAGUUCGGCUGGGCAAUAACUGUAUUUCUCUCCUCCUUCAUGAUUUUUCCUUUAUUUGUUUCGUAUCUGUCUCCAUGAAAUACGUGAGUGCUACUCUGUAUUACAUUUAAAUAGCUUAUUAAUUCUUUGAUUCAUAUUGUGAUUAUUAUUGACCAAUUAAAGAUUAAAAAACAGAUUUCGUAAAAUUUGAAUGUGGAUUCCGUGUGAUAAAUUUGUAUUUGAUUUAUCUUCAUAUUUGGGGCGGAUAUCUGAUGCCUAUCUACAGGGCGGCCGUUGACGCCAAUGAGUUCACAUUAUUCGCCAGAUUGUAUUUAUUGAAAAGUGUAUAGAAAUAGAAUAGUUGACCACAGAACCAUAUUUGGUAUUAUAGAACACCAUGUACAUGAAUAUCUAUUGAAAUUAUAAAUGUUUUCAGUAGAAGCUGAAUAUGAAGUUAUGCCUCAAAGCCAACGCGCACCUUACGACUGGUCUGCGACAUGAUUUUGGAAUACAACGUAAAAUUUUGAUGCGAAUAUUGAGACACAGAACGUCGUAAAGGUCUAAGUCAUCGUACAAAUACUUAUAUUCAAAUCUGUGACUAUAUGCUUUCAUUCUUAUCAAAAUAACAUCAUCGGAAUGACACCAUGACAAUCGUACGAUUUGCUACGAUUUAAAAUUAAUUUGGCCUUAAUACUCCGAAAUAAAGCUUUCCAUCAUCCAAAAUUGUUAUAUUGCUAUUCUUAGAGUUAAACUAAACCUCAAAUAAAAAAUACCUUUCUUUCCCCAUUUCAAAAUUUGAUUUGUUACAAAAUCUGAUCCUGGACCAGUCGUCAAGUGUACAUGUGUCGGAAUGCAAUAGAACUUGCAAUGUGUGGUAGGAUGUGUCUGUGUGUGUGUUUGGGUGUACAGCCUUCAAGGUAGAAGAUUUGUUUCUUGGAAUGCAAGAUUAUAGUUGUAUUUUUUUUUUCAAUCAUUAUUUUUAUCAUGCAUGUAUAUCAUCUUAAUUUUGAGCACGGGGGCAGAGCGAACGCGCUAGAAAUUUUGCGCUUUAGAAUUCGAAAUCGAUCACUUUUAGCAUUUUGAAAAAAGUGUUUCUUGAAAA
This is a messenger RNA of Lytechinus variegatus (green sea urchin), 2306 nucleotides long. Its product is annotated as monocarboxylate transporter 5-like. Gene Ontology annotation, molecular function: monocarboxylic acid transmembrane transporter activity. The coding region runs from base 90 to 1244 and encodes 384 amino acids. NCBI's taxonomy places the organism in Eukaryota, Metazoa, Echinodermata, Echinoidea, Temnopleuroida, Toxopneustidae. The record is from RefSeq and is a predicted model, not a curated record. The transcript is spliced from 3 exons. Gene Ontology annotation, biological process: transmembrane transport.